AUGAGAGUUCAUAAUUCUCGUGAUGUAUCUCGUAAAAGAAGAAAAGCGAUUUGUCAAUGUUUAAAAGAAAAAUUCAAGAUCUACUGCGAGAAUACGACGCUACAUGGAUUCCGUUACGUGACGGUUCAUCAAUCAACAAUAAUUGAAAGCGUGCUUUGGUUGUUGGUUUGCAUAAUGAGCAUUAUUUUUUCUAUCAUCCUGAUGAUGAGACUUUGGCAUAAUUAUGAUGCUAAUCCAACAUCCACUGUCAUAAGUACAAAUAAACCUAUAUGGAGCAUAUAUUUUCCUGCUGUUACUAUUUGUAAUAACAACAAAGUUUAUAAUCCUCAUGCGAAAAUUUUCGGAAAUAUAUUAUCUAAACACGGUAUAAACCAUAGUCAAAGUGAAAAGUUGUUCAUUUCGUUAAUGAAACUGACGCGUCCAGAUAAAAUUGACGUCGACAAUUUAACAGCGACACGAGCACUUGAAGUUCUUGGAUUUACAGUUGACAGGCUCAUGUAUGAGUUGAUGCAACCCUGUAAAUCAAUGCUGUUGAGGUGCGCUUGGCUUGGACAAAAACUUAAUUGCAGUGAUAUUUUCAAGGCUGUUAAAUCCAGAGAAGGCUAUUGUUGUGCCUUUAAUUAUCAUUAUUAUUUGGACCGAUUAUAUGGGCGAUACCGAAAAACGAGUACCAGGACUGCUUUCAAAAGUGGAAAGGGCGUUGGGAGCGUGUUAUUCAAUCAAAUGGGGACUACUUUAAAGGAUGUCAUAAGCCAGACGACCAAGAGUAACUUCGGGGGAGAAAUAUGGAGAUACGAUAAUUACGACUUAAAAAAUACAUCUGAAGAUAGCGAUCGCUCUAACAUACCAUCAGAUGAGUUACCAGGAAUUGGAGAGAUUCAGAAAGUUCCUGGAUCAGGGCGCGAUGUAGGUUUAGCAGUAGCCUUGAAUAUCGAAGCUGAACAUUACAAGAGUUCUAAUACCCCUUUCGCGGGUGCCACCGUGUUAAUUCACGAUCCACACGAUUAUCCGGAUAUUGGGAUUCAUUCGAUUACUGUAUUGCCAGGACAUACCAUAGGGGUUGGUAUUUCUGGUACGACGACGAAAAGCUCCAAUAAUUUACGUCAGCUUCCUUUAAUAAAACGCAUGUGUUUCUUUGAAAACGAGGUCUCUAAUACUUUAUAUAUAUUAAUUGUGAAGGGUUUGAAAAAUUAUAGCUUUCAAUCUUGCGUUUCCAAUUGUAUCUAUAUGCGCGUGCAUAAAUAUUGCGGUUGCUUGCCAUUUUAUUACCCGAAUGAAAAUAGUAGGACUUGCUUUCUUACGGACAUAGAUUGUAUUUUGAAUCAUCGAAGAACUCUUUCGACGUAUGAAACAUCGUUUAACAGCGAAUGCAAUUGCUUGCCACAAUGUACUGAUACGUUUUACGAUGUCACAUCGGAGAGUAUACCCGUUCAAGAUGUCGGAUACAAUUCUGAAAUAACAUUCGUCGCAUUUGCUUGCAGUCAUAACAUAAACAACAAAAAUGCUUCCUUUGUUUACGUUUUCUUUCGCAAGAUUUCAUACAUCGAAUAUCGUACGCAAAAUAUUUUAAGCUGGGACACACUCCUCGCAUCCUUCGGCGGUAUUUUUGGACUUUGUCUCGGCGGUUCGGUCAUAAGUUUGGUCGAAUUACUUUACUACAUUACUCGUGAGAUUUUUUAUCGUCCUAAAGGAGGAUCAACAUCAACAUCACCAUCACCGAAGAAGAACUUGCCAGCUGCCUCGGAACUCUUCCUAUCGGCUCCGCUGAAGGAUCCCAAAUGGAAGAAAUUGAAUACUAAACGCGAAAUGAACGAUGACGAGGGACCGGUUUAUGUGCUUGCAAAUCGAAUGUUUAUUCGUCAAAAAGAGAAUGAUGAUAACAAUGAAACUUCUAUUAAUAAUAAAAAUAAUAAUAUUAAUAAAGUUAUGUCAAAGAAAGUGAAGUUUCAACGAUAUUACGAUUAA
Messenger RNA from Polistes dominula (European paper wasp), 1965 nucleotides. Its product is annotated as sodium channel protein Nach. Gene Ontology annotation, molecular function: nucleic acid binding; ligand-gated sodium channel activity. Gene Ontology annotation, biological process: sodium ion transmembrane transport. The record is from RefSeq and is a predicted model, not a curated record. Gene Ontology annotation, cellular component: plasma membrane. NCBI's taxonomy places the organism in Eukaryota, Metazoa, Arthropoda, Insecta, Hymenoptera, Vespidae.